This is a messenger RNA of Trametes versicolor FP-101664 SS1, 2755 nucleotides long. Its product is annotated as isocitrate lyase. The record is from RefSeq and is a predicted model, not a curated record. Gene Ontology annotation, cellular component: mitochondrial matrix. Lineage: Eukaryota; Fungi; Basidiomycota; Agaricomycetes; Polyporales; Polyporaceae. Gene Ontology annotation, molecular function: methylisocitrate lyase activity; isocitrate lyase activity. The coding region runs from base 1 to 1716 and encodes 571 amino acids. The transcript is spliced from 9 exons.
AUGCUACGAACAACCCUCCGAGCCCCAGCCCGCUUCCUCCCAUCUGGGUCCCGCGCGAUGAGCUCGCUCAAGUUCUCCACCCCGGCCCUCCCCCUCACCCCGCCCUCUGCGGAGGAAGAGACGGCGGCGUUUGAGGCUCGGGUAGCAGACAUGGAGACGUUCUUCAACCACCCCCGCUUUGCUUCUCUGAAGCGUCCAUACACCGCAGCGCAGGUCGCGUCGAAGCAGGGCUCCUUCCCCGUCCUUCCACUGCCCUCCACCCUCCUCGCAAACAAGCUCUACUCGCUCUUCGAGAAGGCACAUGCGGAGGGGAAGCCAGUGCAUACCAUGGGCGCGAUUGACCCUGUGCAGAUGACCCAGAUGGCGCCGCAUCAAGAGGUCGUAUAUGUCAGUGGCUGGGCCGCCUCGAGCGUGCUCACGACCGGGAAUAACGAAGUCGGUCCGGAUUUGGGAGACUACCCUUAUACUACGGUGCCAAACCAGGUUCACCGGCUGUUCCGCGCACAGCAGUUGCAUGACAAGAAGCACUAUGAUGAACGGUGGACUAUCGGUGCAGAGGCCCGCGCGAAGGUGCCCUACGUUGACUAUCUGCGGCCUAUCAUUGCAGAUGCAGACAUGGGACACGGUGGUCAGUCUACCGUGAUGAAACUGACUAAGCUCUUUGCGGAGUCGGGAGCCUCCGCGAUCCAUCUCGAAGACCAGCUCGUCGGCGGCAAGAAGUGCGGGCACCUCGCGGGCAAAGUGCUCGUCCCCGCGUCCGCGCACGUCGCGCGCCUCAUCGCCGCGCGCUUCCAGCUCGACCUGCUCAAGUCCACGAUGCUGCUCAUCGCGCGCACGGACGCCGAGUCCGCGAAGCUGCUCUCGAGUACCGUCGACACGCUUGACCACGAGUUCAUCCGUGGUAUCAGCACGCCUGACCGUGCCCUUGCGGAGGUGAUUGCUGCCGCGGAGGCGGAGGGUAAGACCGGCGCGGAGAUUGACACGCUUGAGGCGGACUGGCUGGCGCGGAACCCGCUUUGCACGUUCAAUGAAGCUUUCGAACACGCGUUGCAGAAGUCGAGCGUCGCUGACAAGGAGGGCGCAUUGAAAGCCUACCUCGAAGCGGUGCACGGCAAGUCGAACGCGGACGCACGGGACGUCGCCAAGGAUAUCCUCGGCGAGAACAUCUUCUGGGACUGGGACUUGCCCAAGACCCGCGAGGGUUACUACCACUACACGGGAGGCGUCGAGGCCGCUAUCCGACGCGAGCUCGCCUUCGCGCCCUACGCGGACAUGAUCUGGCUAGAGACAAAGCUACCCGACCUCGAGCAGGCGCGCUACUUCUCGCGCAAGAUCCGGGAGAAGUACCCUGGAAAGUGGUUCGUGUAUAACCUGAGCCCGAGCUUUAACUGGGCCGGACAAGGUUUCUCGGACCAGGACCUGAAGAACUUCGUUUGGGACCUCGGCAAGGAAGGCUUCGUCCUCCAACUCAUCUCGCUCGCCGGCCUCCACCUGAACGCCGUUGCUGCUGCGGAGCUCGCACGGCAGUACAAGACCGAGGGCAUGCUCGCCUACGUCAACCUCGUCCAGAAGAAAGAGAAGGAGAUCGGGUGCGACGUGCUCACGCACCAGAAGUGGAGCGGCGCGAACUACAUCGACCGCAUCCUCACCACGAUCUCCGCGGGCUCCUCGAGCACGUCCGCCGUCGGCAAGGACUCCACCGAGCACUCCUUCUAGAUACGCACAAACAUCACACCCAAUCUAGCUGGACCUCACCUCGCGUGGCGGGGAAACAUGUAUUGUUUUGCGCGUGUGCUACGCACGGUCUACUCGCGGAAUAUAUUAAUAAAACAUGUCGACUGGGGAGUGCAGUGCGGGGGAAAUGUACGACGGCGAUAUCGAUAGAGCGGGAGUGGUCAGAAUAGUAGUAAUGCUGGGUCGGUACGGUACGGGUAAGGAAUAUACAAAGCGACGCUACAUCGGCGGAACCCACAAAGCAAGUGUGCACCCAAGGUGCUGGCGGUCAGAAUAGGGCCGCGCCGCGGCCAAAUAUACGGGGAUCCGAGGCUGGGGGCCGCGACCUGGGGGACGACAGAGCGAGAGAGCCGUAUGAUCAUCAAGAAAGCAAAGUCACGUCGCGCGCUACUACUCGGACGACGACAUCGAGUUGUCCAUCGCGUGGUAUGGAUACGACAACGCCUGCGACGGCAUGAGCUUCGGCGAGACGAUCUCGAACUGCGACUCGUCCAAGCUUGGCCGGCUGUCGUAGGAGUCGCCCGACGUGCGCGGCACGCUGAGCGCGGAGCCGUUCCGCGGUGGUGACGCCCCCGCCAUGAGCCGCGAGGGUGCCCGGGACGAUGAGGAGUCGGUCGAGGAGAUGCUUGGCCGCUGGCGCGACGUCACGGAUAUGCGCCCACUCGCGUUCGAUAGCUGUGACUGGCGGCUAUUUGAACGGGACUGGCUGGCGAGGUGCUCGGGGAGUGCUGGACUGCGCGGGAUGUCGACGAGUGUCAUCGAAGAAGUGACGCCCGAAGCGCGCUUCAUAACAGACCCAAGCUCAACGACACUGCCCUUGCGCCGCCGGGUCUCUUGCACCAUCUCAGAACUAGAGCGGGGAGUCUGGCCGAUUGAAGAGGAAGACGAGUGUGUUGAGAGGCUCCCCGAUUGCGACUUGAAAGACUUCAGGAUCGACUUACGUGCACCUUUCUCGCCCUGCAUCAACCCGGCAGGGGCAGACGCGGGCAGCGGGGGCGUCAUCGCCGGCGGCAUGGAAGGG